AUGCGAAAGAGCAGCAUCGGCUUUCAAGAUCUUCCUAAGACGCUUCAAGAUGCUGCUAUGGUGGUGCGGUUCCUUGGUCUACGGUACGUAUGGAUUGACUGCCUGGCAAUUGUACAAGAUGACACAGCAGACUGGGAAAAAGAAUCGGCUGUCAUGGCCGACAUCUACUCAGGAUCAUACAUUAACAUUGCUGCAUCCAACGCUUCACAUUGCGGAGCAGGCUUCCUAGGACCACGGAAGAUGCCAAUGACUGAACGUAUUGAAAUCCACGAUAGCGAAGGUGAUCUAGAAGUAUAUCUAGUUGCCCAACAGACACGCAACUACGCACUACCAAGCGAUCCCCUCGAAACACGAGCCUGGGUCCUCCAAGAACAACUCCUACCAUCCCGCUCCCUCCAUUUUGGCAGCGCCAACAUGUUCUGGCGCUGUCCCGACGGCAUCUCGCACGAAGAGCAAAGGCGAGGCUGGACGCACCUCUACACCCUCGACGCCGUAGUCUACAGCAUCAACCUCCCCAUCGGUGCCGCCAUCGGCCUAGACGCAUGGUUCCAACUUGUCCGCGACUAUACCGCCCGCGGGAUAACAUACCACAAAGACAAGUUCCCAGCCAUCUCAGGCGUCAUGACAGUCUUACAGCGUAUGACUGGCGACGUCUGCGCCGCAGGACUGUGGAAGCGGAAUUUCGCAAAGUGGCUCCUGGUCGUGCCUAAAGGACUUAAUCCGCUUGGUGAGUUGAAAGAUGGGUGGGCAAAGAUCAGUGGAUCGGUGACCGACGUUACUGCUAUCGGGAAAGAUGUAGCGACAGGGAAGAGUCCGUAUCGGUCGUGUAAGGUGCAGAUGCGCGAUCAAAGCUACCGUGAUGCGCGCGUUCUUUUCGAUGUCGAGGCAUAUGAGGCUUGUGAGGUUCUGAUCGUUGCGCCGGCUUUGGGUGUGGCAAUCAUUAGUACGGAUAAAGAGCAGGGCGAGUAUGUGAGGGUUGGACUGGUGGUGAUUAAGAGGGUAAAAUCCGAGGUGAAGAAAGAUCAGUCGAAAGAGUGGUACCCUGAAGCGGAGGACUAUUCCGAGCCACGGUCGAUUGUUCUCCGAUGA
Molecule: messenger RNA, 1089 nt
Organism: Alternaria novae-zelandiae
Lineage: Eukaryota; Fungi; Ascomycota; Dothideomycetes; Pleosporales; Pleosporaceae
Exons: 5
Coding region: 1-1089 (362 amino acids)
Source: RefSeq, a predicted model, not a curated record